Molecule: messenger RNA, 2382 nt
Organism: Acaromyces ingoldii
Lineage: Eukaryota; Fungi; Basidiomycota; Exobasidiomycetes; Exobasidiales; Cryptobasidiaceae
Exons: 1
Coding region: 1-2382 (793 amino acids)
Biological process (GO): mitochondrial fusion
Cellular component (GO): mitochondrial outer membrane
Molecular function (GO): GTPase activity; GTP binding
Source: RefSeq, a predicted model, not a curated record
AUGGAGGAGCAUCAGAAGCAGUACGCUGAGAACCGAGACGCGCUCGUGGACGCGAUUGGAAAGACGUCGGGUGUGUUGAGGGAGCUCAAGGAGUUCAACAAGAACAGGUGGAUCAUUCACUACCCCGAGCUUGUUGGUCCCGCCGCGGCGUCGAAGCGAGAACAGCUCCAUUCGACGUCUUCGACGAUGACCGUGCCAAAGGUCGGCGAGGAAGAGCGGCCGAGCCUGGCGCGCGCGCAGACUUCCAUGGGCGGAUCUACGGGCAAAGAAGAGAUGUCUGUCCUCAAGCUCGAUCUGAAGCUGGGUGCGGCCAACAUCGGCUCGCCAAACAACGGUCAGGCGCUGGUCCACUCGCUCGAAAAGUCUUCGGUGGCCCAGCUUCUCGAGGGACGCAUGACGACGUCGCUCCGUCAAUUGACCAGCCUCGAGCAGCGCAUCAGCGACACGCAGUCCAAAGUUCUCGUCACCGGCGACCUCAACGCAGGCAAGUCGACGUUCGUCAACGCGCUGCUAAGGAGAAACGUCAUGCCGAUCGACCAGCAGCCCUGCACCACCGUCUUCUGCGAAGUCCUCGACGCAGCAGACUUCAACAACGGCAAGGAAGAGGUGCACAUGCUGCGCAAGGAUGUCCAGUACGAUGCCGCAAACGAGAGCACCUAUACCAAGCACGCUGUCGAAGACAUCGAAGACAUCGUGGCCAAGGCGGAAGAGUGCUCGCCCGAGGACGCGCCGCUGCUCAAGUGCUACUGCUCCGACACUAGGUCCACCCAGCAGUCACUCCUCCGCAACGGUGUUGUCGACAUUGCACUCAUCGAUGCGCCUGGAUUGAACCGUGAUUCGCUCAAGACGACGGCCCUCUUUGCGCGGCAGGAGGAGAUCGACGUCGUUGUCUUUGUCGUCUCCGCCGAGAACCACUUUACCCUCUCGGCAAAGGAGUUCCUCUGGAAUGCGUCCAACGACAAGGCUUACGUCUUCAUCGUCGUCAACAAGUACGACCAGAUCAAGAACAAGGAAAAGUGCAAGCGGCUGGUGCUGGAGCAGAUCAAGCAGCUCAGCCCGAGGACAUACGAAGAUGCAGAGGACCUCGUCCACUUUGUCGACUCCUCUGCCGUGAUGGAGCGCGAGCAGCAGGACGAGUCGCCUUCGUUUGCCCAACUCGAGUCGGCGCUGAGGGACUUUGUGCUGCAGAAGCGGUCCAAGUCGAAGCUGCUGCCUGCGUCAACCUACCUUUUGAGGCUGCUCUUCGACGUGGGCUUUUUGGCCAAGACGAACCUGGAUGUGGCCCAAAAGGAGCUCAACGAUGCUCGCAAGGCCCUCGAGGCGGCAAGGCCCGCGCUCGAGCUCGUUCAGAAGAAUCAGGGCAAGGUCGAAGGCCUUGUCGAGGGCGAAGAAGACGGUGUCGUAGGCAAGAUCAACCAGGAUGCAACUGGCACUCUUACGAAGGCUGUCGACGUUGUCGGAAAGGGUGGUAUGGCUGACGGUCGGCCGCUUCCCAACUAUCCUGGCCUGCUGGAAGUGUGGACGUACGCGCAGGACGUGCGUAGUGCCCUCGUCGACUCGCUCGAGGCCGUCGUGCGUUCCGUUGAGGACUCUGCACGCGUCGUGGCGACCGAUGCCGUGCACCGCAUUCGAGAGAUGGGCGAGUCCCAUCUGCCAGCCGAUGUCGAGAAGAGCCAGCGCGUCUUCCUCCCCGAGGCCAUGUUCGCCAAGCGACGGAGCAAGAAGGCAACGCACGUGGCCGGUCUGGGUCUUGGAGCCGAGCUCGUCGAGGUGCGCAUCUCGGACCUCUUUGAUGCGAGCCACCACCUGCUGGUCAUCACGGGUCAGGACGAGGAGACGGCUGGAGGCAACGCCAAGAAGGAUCACGAAGAAGAGAUGUCGCUGGUCAACAGCUUCUCCGUCGGCAUGGGCGCCUUGACCUUGGUCGGAGGAAAGGCGUUUGGAGCAAAAUCGGCCGUCGAGGCUUUCGUGCGCGUGAGCGACAUGCUGGGAAGCAAGGCUUUCCGACGGUGGGCCAUGCCCGUCUUCGUCGUUGCCAGCUCAGGCCUGGUGCUGUGGACAAUUGUCGACCUUCCCAACUCCAUUCCCCGAAACGUCGGUCGGUCGCUGAAGCGCGAGCUCAAGUCGGCCGAUUCCAAGAAGACGGCCUUUGUCGAUGUCGAUGCAGCACGAGUGUCGAGGGAGACGAGGCGCGUCCUCAGGCUGGCAGGUUACGAUCUCUCAGAGCGUUUCCGUGUCGCUGUGGCGCAGCGAAGGGCUGAAGUCGAGAAACAGGAGAAGAUUGCCAGAGAGGCAGACGAGGCGGAGAGAUGGUUCGAGAAGACGGGCAAGGAGGUGCAGGACAUCAGGACUGGCGUCGCCGGGCUUCAAUGGGGCCAGUAG